AGUGUCUGCGUGGCUCCUGUAGCGAAAAUCAAUAUGGCGGACGACAGUGCGGCGUUAUCGAGUGAACAAAACCGACUUGUGGACGACGAUAUGAAGAAGCUUUCAGAAGACGGAAAAGUGGACCAGAAAGAGUACCUGGAAACAUACAAUGUUGUUCUCAGUUGUGUCAAGUCCUUGCUUGAUUUGAGUCGGGACAAAGAGCACAAAGAGGAGAGUUUGUCUGAGGAUACAGAUGAACCACAAUCGAAAACAGAGUUGAGUAAAGUGCUGUCUCAAAUCUGUGGCCUAGUGGAUCAUGAAAAGCCACAAAUGCAGUUCACCUGUACACCAGAUCAUUACACUCACGUCAACAUCAUUGGCAAGACGUUAUCAUUAUAUUUAUCCUUGUUGGAUGAAGCCUAUGUAAAUAAAUUGUCUGCUUGUAUCAGGUCUGACUGCUCUCACUGGUUAUCUAAGCUGUUUGGAUAUGAAAAUGCUCUUUGUUGCUUUCAUGAACACCAAUGGGAUGGGUUGGUGCGAGUUUGCAGGUUGGCUUUACGACUGAAAUACCCCAAAUUUGGAACAGAAGGAUUUACAGCUCUGUAUACCAGGCCCCCUGUAGUGUACAUCAGUUCAUCUGCUUUUAACUCACUAGGACAUUAUUUGUGUACACAGCUGGGAUUACCUCAAUCCAGUGUCUGUAAAGUACCAUGCAACACAGUAUUUGGUUCAACACAUACAAUGGACAUUGCUGCCUUUGAGAGGCUCUUCAAUGAUGAUGUAUCAUGUGGCAAGACACCACUGCUUCUUAUUGCUUAUGCAGGAACCCCAUUGGCUGGACAUACUGAUAAUCUCAGUAGAUUAAGAGAACUUUGCACACAGAACGGUCUCUGGCUUCAUCUAGAAGGGGACACCUUGGCAACUUUGUGUCUUGAAACAGUUCCUGCUUCCUUGAAGAGUGCCCCUGCCUGUGACAGCAUGAGCCUAAAUAUCAGCAAAUGGUUUGCAUUGCCCAGUGCACCAUAUUGUACAUUCUACAGGGCCAAAGAUCUUGUUUUGGCAGAGGCCUCAGGACUCAGUCAAAGCCACACAUCUGAUAGACUGUCUGUCCUUCCUCUUUGGAUUAGUAUUCAGACUAUUGGUUUAGAUAAAAUGCGAGAAAUGAUUUUACAUGCAGCCCAACUGUCUCAACAACUGUGUGUGAGUUUGGAUGGCAUGCAAGCUGCUAUGAAGAGGAUAGCCCAGCCUCACUGUUUGUCAUCCAUGGUCGUAUUCAAAUACAAAGCAGCCCCUGUAUCCCCUGGUGAAUCUAUUGUACCUACUGGGGGAGAAGAUGAUGCUUCAGAUCAAGAUGAAGAACAAGAUGAUACAGAGCUGUCAUCUUCAGCAGGAUCAUCCUCUCCAGAACCAGGCUGUGUUUCACCUUCUGUGAGGGACUCAAUCAAUCAAAUGAUUGCAAAAUACCUGGCUCAACAAGUACCUUCUGUUAAAAUUGGUGUUGUGAAUUUGCCCAAAGAGGGAUGCUGCAUUAGAUUCAAUCCUGUCCUUUCAUCUAGAAUAUGUGGGACAACUAGCGAAAAUGUUGAAGACUUUGUAAUUUGCCUCAAAGAAGAAGUGGCCAGAUUAGAUGCCCUGCUUCUAUCUCAAGAGGAAUUCAGGUUAGCAACAGAAGGCAAGGAACAUGUUGUCGUUGUGGAGAUCCAGGACACUUCAGCUGUUGGUGCUCUUCUAUGUGUUCCUCGUUACUGGACCAACAAGGAUUUAGGAAAACUCAGAGAGGCCAAGAAAGUUGAACUUAAUGACUGGAACAAGGAAGUGUUGGCAAAGGUUUCUGAAGGGAUGGAAGAUGUUUUCAGCAAGGGCCGUACACAAGAUGGUCUUACUUGUAUUAUAAUUGACAAGGUUCCAGCUUCAUCAUCUGUUGAUGCAGUGGUAGAUAUUGUUUGUAAAGGAGCUUCAGAACUGGAAACCUCAAGCAAGUAUUUGGAGCAGAUGGCUGAUGCAAUUCAGAAAGGUAUUGAAGCAGCUCAGCAAGACUUAGUGAAAGAAUCAGAGGAAAAAUUGUUGGAAGAGGGUUUGUUACGACAGGUCCCUCUUGUGAGCUCCUUCAUGAACUGGCUGUCGCCUCUUCCAGAGGAACCCAAAACCAUUGGGAGAACUUUCAAUCUUACAUCUGGUAAUCUACACAAGACUGAAAAAAUUUAUAAAUAUCACAUGCAAGUUCAAGAUGAGGAUGACGAAGAAGCCAUACCAGUGACACCAACUAAAUCUUCAUCAGAAGCUAUUCCAGACAAGGAAAGCCCUACAGUGGCAGACUGAAUGAAAAACUCUAUAUAACAAGGCAUAGUUUAUGUACAGUAGUCUCCACAAAGCUUUAGGAUCUUAAAAGAAAACCAAGCCACAUUAUUCAUUUAAAUAAUGCAAUAUUUAACAGUGAGAGUAAUUACAGACAGUAAGGAGAGAAUCUGUAUUCCAUAACUAAAACAGUUCAUGCACUUUGAGCUCUAUUAGAAAGGCAUCUGUUGCAUACCUGGUGACAAUAACAUCAGCCACCAAUGACAAAAGACUAAGAUAGUUGAUUUACUGUUUGGAAGUAUCAUUUUAAUGGUAGCAAGAUGCAGUGGUAAAGCAGUGCUCCCUCUGUAACUGAACAAGUGGCAGUUGCUCAGAAUCUUUCAGCCGUUACACUUUCUGUCCAUGUGUCUUGGAUUGUAUGAUAGAUUAUGUAGUAGAAUUGUAGGGUAAAAAGGGUGGGCUUUUUUGGAACAAACUAUCAAUCAGAAAUCAAGGUGACUUGUUAUUUAUACAUAAUCCUCUGGCAAAUGACAGGAAAUGGCUUGAGAAGCUGAAACAAGGACAGACAUAUACCUGAUAGAAAUCAUGUACAUGUUGAAGCACAAUAUGAAACAACCAAGAGGAUAAAAUUUUCCAGUUUUAUGCUGUUGUAGAGCUGGGAUGCCAUAGCUAUCUAGCUUUUCUCUUUGGGUGCCUUUAACAUCUCAGCUUUUCACAAAUCUUUCUAUUGGCUUGGUCACAACAUAUUUCUGAGACCGCUGCCUCUGACACCUAUUGAUUCUUGUGAAACCACACCCUUGUGCAAACAAAUUUAAGAGUGAUGUUGAGAGGAGGUUGCCUUCAUUAGAUUUACUUAUAAGUAAACUUCAGGCCCCAGUUAUUCAAAGGUUAGAUAAUGUCAUUCACUGGAUAUAUCUCCACCCAGUGGAUAGCACAGUAGGUUUUGCCAUCUCUUAUCCUAUCUGUUGGAUAGGGUUAUCCACCUUUUAAACUACUGGGCCCAAACUGUUCAAAGCAGGGGUUUCAAUAAAAACUGGUUUCCAGCAGUCUACCACUACCUGUUAGACCUCUUACCCCUAUCUGUUUCACCUGGAAGCAGGCUCUUUAGGGAGGGUUUUUUGCAUUACAGCAGAGAUGCCUAUUAUGCCAUUGGCAGGUAUGAAGAGAAAAAAAAAUAUUGAAACCCCUUCCAAAGCUUCUUGACAAGAUUCUCUUUGGCUUUCGGUGUUAACAAAUGUUGGCGAAAAAUACAACAGGUGCAGGUUCAAGUGUCAUCAGAAGUGGCCAAUGAAAUCCUGCACUAAGAGCCAAUCAUUGUUACCCUCAAGGAAAUAUUAUGUAGUGAUGGUUUAUUUGCAAAAUAAGAUUUAACAGUUUCACAAACAAUAUCCAUAGUAUGGAAGUUACAUUUUACAUGAUUAUUACUAAACAUGGUAGAUGGUUAAUAUGGGGCUUAUCAUAUUUCUGUUAGCUUUUAAAUAUUUCAUCCAAGGACUUUAUUUGCAUAGAAAACUUCUCUGAAGAUUUUUGUUUCUAAGUGUUGUGGAAUGCUAAGUCUGGGACAGUUUGGGAAGAAUGUAGAAUUGUUGUCUUGCAAAAAGUACAGAAUGUCUCCAUUUUUAAAUGGGUACACUAAUAGCAUUGUCAACAGGUUUAAAAUUUUAAGAAUGAAGUUUAAUCAAUGAAAGCAUUGUGAUUCACGCUUGCAUUGUGAAGCGUUACUGUAGCUUUGAAAGUUACAGUGACCCGUUUAUUUUCGUACUAGUUGCCAGAGGAAGCAAUUCAAACUAAAAAACAAAUAGAUUGUUUUAAAUAUAAAAUAACAUUUGAGAGUUCAACCAAAUGUAACUUACAAUUCAUAGGGCAUUCCACACAUCUCAUACAUCUUUAUGUGAUCUCUGGUUGACCGUUAUGUUCAGUAUUGAAUUCGUCUUUAAAUAAAAGGGGGAGGUUGGUCCCCAGACUCCCUGGGA
Molecule: messenger RNA, 4247 nt
Organism: Stylophora pistillata
Lineage: Eukaryota; Metazoa; Cnidaria; Anthozoa; Scleractinia; Pocilloporidae
Product: putative pyridoxal-dependent decarboxylase domain-containing protein 2
Biological process (GO): carboxylic acid metabolic process
Cellular component (GO): intracellular membrane-bounded organelle
Molecular function (GO): carbon-carbon lyase activity; pyridoxal phosphate binding
Source: RefSeq, a predicted model, not a curated record